GGGUAAAAAGUUACUAGGUCAUGCUCAACAAUAUAGAGUUGUCAAAUCAGUUCUAGGUCAUAUCGAAUAAUGGCUUAUAUAGAAUCACUGUACCCCAUACCGAUUGAAAAAACUACAUAAUUAUUCCACUUCGAUCAUUACACUUGUUAUUGAUACGUAGAGGUGUCAAUUCGGGUGUUCGGGUCAGGUUAAGUCUAUUUCAAACUUGAAUCAUGCUAAAUUGUCUAUACAAGUCAAAAUCUGAAUUGAUUAUUAUUUAGGUCGGUUUCAGCUCGUGUCGGAUUUUGACCCCUUUAAUUCAUUUUUUUACAGCCCUAUGCACGCCUCUUUUAGCAGUACAACAUGUCCAAAUCCAAAUACCAAAACCAAACCCAUAUAACCAUUAGAAUUCAAACCGAAUCCAUAAACAUGAACGAAAUCUGUCUUCCUUACCACUUUCCCUCCUCCCUUCGUUUUUCUUCCUUGUUCUUCUUCUCCUAUGAACCGCCUGCUUCUAGCAACUCACUAGAAGCAGAAAACAGAGCUUUUUCUCUCUCCUUAAUCAGAUAUUCCCAUUUGAAUAGGAAUUUCAAUCAAUUCUUAAUCCCAAAAUCCAAUUGAAAAACACCAUUUUUGUAUCUCAAUCUUAAACCCCAGAAGAAGAAGAAACCACCAUUUUUGUCAAUAUUUAUGCCAUUACAAAUUCAAUCUUUAUCAUCAAAUUAUGCUGUCACCAAAACUCAGAUACAUUUCCAGAACCAAGCCUUUUCUCUCACCUCUUUUCCUCGCAAAUUUCUUCACUUCUUCAUCUUCUUCGCACCAUCUUUCAAACCCAUCUAUAAUUCGAUACCAAUUUGCAGACCCAUCUGCAGAAUCUAAAGAAAUUGCUUCAACUUUUCGGGAUUGGUUCAGAACCUCCAAAAACCCAGUUUUUGACAGGAUUUUUUCGAUUUUGAAUUCUAGAAGUGAUGAAGAUCUUUCUUCUUCAAGAAAGAUGGAUUUGGGAAUUGAAGAUAUGGGCAUUUCAUUGACAGAAUCGUUCGUUUUACAGGUACUUGAUUAUAAGAAAAAUGAUAUUUUAAGUUGUUUGAAAUUCUUUGAUUGGGCUGGUAGACAACCUUAUUUUAAUCAUACUCGUUCUACUUGUGUUUCGCUUUUUAAGAUUUUGGGUCGUGCUAAGCUUACUUCUAUGAUGGUAGAUUUGUUAGAUAGCUUUACUAAGCAGAGAACUAUGCAUAGAGUUAGGUUUAAUGAUAUGCUUGUGAUGGGGUAUGCUUUAGCUGGUAAAAUUGAUAUUGCACUCCAAGUGUUUGGUAAAAUGCGCUUUCACGGGCUCGAUUUGGAUGAGACUGCUUACCAUAUUUUGUUGAAUUCGUUGGUGGAGGAAGGGUGUUUCGAUGUAAUGAAUGUCGUGUUGGAGCAAAUUAGGAUGAGGGGGCAUCAGAAUGUGGUUACUCAUGGUAUUGUGAUGAAGAGCUUGUGUAAGCAGGGUCAAAUAGAAGAGGCGGAGAAGUAUUUUCGCGAGUUGUUGAAUGAUGAUAAGGUGUUUCCAGGGCGUAUUUUUGGUGUUCUUGUGAAUGCACUUUGUAAGGAGAAGAUGUUUUCGCAUGCUGGUAUGUUGAUCCAGGAGUUUGGGGAGAUGGGAGCUUUUCCUUUGCAAGAGGCAUAUGGUGUUUGGAUUAUGAAUCUAGUGCAAGCUGGGAAAUUAGAUUCUGCUGUGGAAUUUUUCCGCACCAAAAAGUGUGAGGAAGGGUACAUUCCUGAAGUGUUCAGGUACAAUAAUUUGAUAUGUAGGCUUCUUAAGGAAAAUCGUCUCAAAGAGGUUUGUGAUUUGUUGUUGGAUAUGAAGGAGUGCCAAAUUGUGCCUGAUAAGGUGACCAUGAAUGCUGUUUUGUGCUUUUUUUGCAAGGCUGGAAUGAUGGAUGUUGUACUCGAAUUGUAUGAGAUGAGGGCUGAAUUUGGGCUUACUCCACAUAGUCUGGUGUAUAAUUAUGUUAUAAACACUCUGUGUGGUGAUGGAAGUACUGAUGAAGCAUAUCAAAUGCUGAAGAACUCAAUGAAACAGGGUUACUUUCCCGGCAAGAGGACCUUCUCUGUACUUGCUGAUGCAUUAUGUAGGGAGGGUAAGCUUGAUAAAAUGAAGGACCUAAUUAUGUUCGCCUUGGAACGUAAAUUUAUUCCUUCUAACGCUGCAUAUGAGAAAUUUAUUAGAGCCCUUUGUGUAGCUAAAAGGGUUGAAGAUGGUUACUUGAUCCAUGCAGAGCUAAACAGAUUAAAUAAAACACCCAGAGAAAGUACAUAUUCAUACUUGAUAUGUGGUUUCAAUAAGGCAAGCAGGGGAGACCUUGCUUCUAGACUUAUCAUUGAAAUGCAAGAUAAAGGUUAUGCACCAUCACACAAAUUGUUUAAAGCUGCCAUUCGUUGUGUUUGUGAAAUGGAUAAUCCUGAGAAGCACUUUCUGAAUUUGUUGGAAAAGCAGCUGUCUCGCUUUGGAUGUGACCAGCGUAUUUUGAGUUACUUUAUCUAUGGUGCAGGGCAUGCCAGAAGGCCUGAGCUUGGUAGAGCAGUUUAUGAAAUGAUGGAGAAAACUGGCAUUGUCCCUAAUUUGAACUCAGAUCUUUUUAUGAUGAAGUGUUACCUGAAAAGCGGAAGGAUAGCUGAUGCACUAAGCUUCUUUGAUGACCUCAGCAGAAAAAGAUGGGUGGGAAGGAAGAUGUACAAUACCAUGGUGGUUGGCCUUUGCAAAUCUGGGAAGGCAGACUUUGCAACAGCCAUAUUGAAGCAAGAGAGGAACAAUGGCCUGAUCCCUAGCCUGCAAAGUUAUGAGGAGCUCGUAAAGUUGUGUUGCUCUGAAAAGAAAUAUGAUGACGCUAUUGAAUUAAUUAAUGACCUGGAGAAAGCCGGACGUAAGGUUUCAUCAUUCCUUGGCAAUAUACUUCUGUUGCAUGCGAUGCGUUCUGGAGAUUUAUGCAGGGCUUGGCUUCGCUCAAGGGAUGUGUCUAAUGAGACACCUAGUAGUGCAAUGCUUGGCCAAUUAAUUGAUGUGUUUUCUGGCCAUGUUUCAUUGGAUUCUAAGGCUGAGGACUUGGAGGAAGUUAUUCAGAAAUGCUUUCCUCUUGAUCUUUUCUCUUAUAACAUGAUGUUGAGAAAAUUAAGCAUCAAUAAGAUAGAUGAAGCCUGCCAAUUAUUUAAGCGGUUGUGUUUCAAAGGGUAUCAACCAAAUAGAUGGACUUAUGACAUAAUUGUACAUGGCCUCUACAAGCAUGGUAGAAUUGCUGAAGCUGAACUGUGGGCAGACCAAAUGUUACGGCAAGGAUAUGUUCCAACUGAAUGUACACACCUGUUUAUUUGAAGAAAAUUAUGCGGUUAGACACCAAUAAAGCACAGGCAAAUGAGUUCGUAUUUUACUUGCUGGAGGAAGCUCUUUGGAUGGCCAUUGGAUCCAAAUAGGUCUUUUUGUUAGAAAAAUUGUUAUUUCAAGGCAGGAAGGUGAAACUCACUCAUGUUUUCCUUUACUUCAGUGGUACAUAAUUAGUUAUACGAGUUUUUGUAGCAUUCACUAGACCUUGCUUGCCCAAGAACUAGAAUGUUUUGGAGUUCUUGAUUAGCAUCCGAAAUGAAUUUUAACUUGCUACACUCUUCUACUAAUUGUGGCGUAUUGUAAUCAUACUUGUGUCGGGGCCUGGUAGUUGAGCAUGGCUGUCAGAUCAUUACCUUAAGCUGUCAAACCUUGAUGUCAGAUCAUUUUCCAAUCUCCUUUUCUUCCAAUUAGCUCUUUGAAAUUUGACACUGGAUAUACAAGUGCUUCUUCCAAGUGUUCAGCCUGUCAUUCAGAUUCAAGCUAAUACAGAUGGUGAACUUUUUCAGGAUACUGCUUCUGGUGAUUGUAUCAGGAUUUUUUUUUGCUCCAUUGACGAGAUUGCUAUUACAAACUUGUGAAAAGCUAAUUUUGUUGUAUUUAUAUUAGCUUCAGGAAUAUCUUGGCGACAGUUAAAGUCCUAUUCUUUAAGGAUUUCUAUCGUCUUUUAGAUGGAUAAUUCAUCUAGUUACACUGAUGCAAAUAACUUACGAUUAGUACUGAAUAGGCUAGACAUUUUGUUGGAAGAAGAAAAUAAAGGAGUGACAUGUCCUCAAAUUUCUCA
Molecule: messenger RNA, 4121 nt
Organism: Chenopodium quinoa (quinoa)
Lineage: Eukaryota; Viridiplantae; Streptophyta; Magnoliopsida; Caryophyllales; Amaranthaceae
Product: pentatricopeptide repeat-containing protein At1g71210-like
Exons: 2
Coding region: 704-3331 (875 amino acids)
Molecular function (GO): protein binding
Source: RefSeq, a predicted model, not a curated record